UAAUAGUGUGUCAUUCCUCGUCAUCUCGUGUUCAGUGUUGAGGCCGGUGGUCGUCAUGGGUUUCGGAGAGUAUCCAGUUGAUUACAACCCCAAGGUCCAUGGGCCUUUUGAUCCAGCCAGGUUCUAUGGCAAACCUGACACUCCCUUCGGUCAGGUGAAAUUGGGAGAGGUGGGCAGUUGGUUAGGCCGUCGUAGCGUCAGUGGCCUGCCUGGUGCUAUGUCACGUGCCUUCUGGAGGUGGCAACACAAGUAUGUCCUACCAAAGAAAACUGGAUUUGCACCCUUUGGACAGCUGAUGGUUGGUUGCAUGAUCUUCUUCUAUGCUAUCAACUACGGAAAGACCGUUCACCACAGGAACCACAAGUACCACUGGUAAAUGUUGAGCUACUGCUUGUGAGCCUCCAGGUCCUGUCAGUAGAGGCACACUGUUACCACCACCGCUGGACACCCUGAAACUGAGGAUUGCGAGGUUGACGAUUCCAGAGGACCAAGUCAACGUCACCACAACAACCGGUGUUAUCUGAAUUUAGCUCAUUUCAGUCAAUUAUUUAAACUGGCCUUUCUGUGUGGCACCAACAUGGAAAUUGACCAUCUAUGGUUUUGUUAAUUUGGUGUGUAGAAUGAUAUGAAAGAUUGUAUAAAACUGUAUGUAUCAAUAAUAGUAACUUUUAUGUAUAAAAUAUUAAAAGUUAUAAAUAAUA
Molecule: messenger RNA, 701 nt
Organism: Homarus americanus (American lobster)
Lineage: Eukaryota; Metazoa; Arthropoda; Malacostraca; Decapoda; Nephropidae
Gene: ATPsynF
Product: putative ATP synthase subunit f, mitochondrial
Exons: 4
Coding region: 56-376 (106 amino acids)
Biological process (GO): proton motive force-driven mitochondrial ATP synthesis
Molecular function (GO): proton-transporting ATP synthase activity, rotational mechanism
Source: RefSeq, a predicted model, not a curated record